AUGUGGAAUGCAAGCGUUGUCACGACAACACCUGUGCGGUCACUAUCCGCCCGAUCAAUGUCGUUAGGUUCCCGUCACAGCUCGGGCGGCUAUGAUUCAGAUCGGAGUAGCGACACGAUCGGGAAUGAAGAACCUCAGGCGGCUCUAUGGCAACGGAAGGGCCGUUUAUUAGAGAAGCUCGAAAACGCGGGCAUGCAUCUAGAAGAGACACAAGAGCCGCCUAACCUAAUCCAACAAAAUACGCAAUACCUCUCGAAACCUCUCAAACAAAUCCUGUCCGAAUAUCCCAAGCCACCACCUGAUGAACAGGAUGACACGGAGUUACCCCAGAAAAUCCCUCCCAUGGGGACCCACCAAAUCGAUGCUGGAAGUGAUGGCGGUUCCUCUGAGAGUGAGGAUGAGCCUCCACGGAUCCCUGGUCCUCUCGAAAUGCAGCUCGCCGCUCUAAUGUCAAAAAUCAUCUUCAUUGAGCAAGAAAACCCCACCAUCUCCGUGUCACAGGAAGAGUAUCGAGCAUUAGAGGAACGAGUCAAAGUUCUGGAAGCGGAGAAAGCCGCACAAGCCAAACGUCAUGAAGCGCUCUUUGUACUCAGAGACGAAGACGUUGCCAAUCUCAUUAAAAUCCGUGUUUUACUAGCCGCAGAACGCCGUGAGCACGCGGCCUUCCGAAGCCUACGCGACGAUGACCUCAACAACAUCAUCGUAUUGCGCAGUAAGCUUGCUGACGCUACACGGAAAAUCGAGCGGCUAGAAAGAUCCGGCGGACAAGGACAACUGACACCUACUCGACGACCAAAGAGCGUCAUCUCGAUUGAGCGACGAGACACCUCAGACCUAUUCCAAGCGGCGAAGAAUGCAGCCCUGGAACAGCGGGCACUGGAGCUUGAAAAGGCUAACGAAGACCUCAUGGGCAAGCUGGCUGCCGCAAUGCAAAAUACCGCUUUCCGCACCACGACGGACAAGGCCUGGCGUACUGCUGUCGACGAACUGGAAAGCAAACUGCGGCAAAAAGAAGAGGAAAUGACAGAGAUGCGGCGCUCGUCUGCCGCAUCAUCUGGUAUGGAUUGGAAUAGGAUGGAAGCGCUGCUUGACGAGCACGGGACGUUCCGUGAGAAAACGGCGCAAAGAUUGCAGCAGCUUCGGUCAGAGAAUGAGGCGCUACAUCGGGAGUUGCACAGGAAAGAGGACGAGAAUUUAUCUUUGGAGGCGAAGUUGAAACAUUUGCAGCGGACGUCCAAUGCGGGAAUGUUGCAAAAGAUUCUAAGAUAA
Messenger RNA from Paracoccidioides brasiliensis Pb18, 1269 nucleotides. RefSeq lists its product as uncharacterized. The transcript has a single exon. The record is from RefSeq and is a predicted model, not a curated record. The coding region runs from base 1 to 1269 and encodes 422 amino acids.